Messenger RNA from Sinocyclocheilus grahami, 723 nucleotides. Its product is annotated as ADP-ribosylation factor-like protein 8A. Gene Ontology annotation, biological process: anterograde axonal transport; protein transport. The record is from RefSeq and is a predicted model, not a curated record. Gene Ontology annotation, cellular component: lysosomal membrane. NCBI's taxonomy places the organism in Eukaryota, Metazoa, Chordata, Actinopteri, Cypriniformes, Cyprinidae. The transcript is spliced from 6 exons. Bases 82 to 723 code for a protein of 213 amino acids. Gene Ontology annotation, molecular function: GTP binding; GTPase activity.
CGAGCGUCCAGCAGGGGGCGCGUGGCGCCGCGAGUCCCGCAUUGUUUGGAUCAGCUGCGCGUGGAUGUGAAGCCCCACCCAAUGAGGAAGAGCGAGCCGCGAGCAGCAGAACCGGACCGAGCUCGAACCCGCACCCGCACCAUGAUCGCGCUGUUCAACAAGCUGCUGGACUGGUUCAAGGCGCUCUUCUGGAAGGAGGAGAUGGAGCUGACGCUGGUCGGCCUGCAGUACUCGGGGAAAACCACCUUCGUCAACGUGAUCGCGUCGGGUCAGUUCAGCGAGGACAUGAUCCCUACGGUCGGCUUCAACAUGCGCAAGAUCACCAAGGGAAACGUCACCAUCAAGCUGUGGGACAUCGGCGGUCAGCCGCGCUUCAGGAGCAUGUGGGAGCGAUACUGCCGCGGCGUCAGCGCUAUCGUCUACAUGGUUGAUGCGGCGGAUCCGGAGAAGAUCGAGGCGUCGAAGAACGAACUGCACAACUUGCUAGACAAACCGCAGCUGCAGGGGAUCCCAGUUCUGGUUUUGGGCAACAAGAGAGAUCUUUCCGGAGCGCUGGAUGAGAAGGAGCUCAUCGAGAGAAUGAACCUGUCGGCCAUCCAGGACCGAGAGAUCUGCUGUUACUCCAUCUCCUGUAAGGAGCAGGACAACAUCGGUAAGACUUUAAUGAGACUGCAUUCAAAAUACAGUUUUACACCAUAUAUAUAUAUCAACCACUUCUGUUAA